This is a messenger RNA of Chaetomium strumarium, 2368 nucleotides long. Its product is annotated as Sec63 Brl domain-containing protein. The record is from RefSeq and is a predicted model, not a curated record. Gene Ontology annotation, cellular component: Sec62/Sec63 complex. The transcript has 2 exons. Gene Ontology annotation, molecular function: transmembrane protein transporter activity; RNA binding. Gene Ontology annotation, biological process: SRP-dependent cotranslational protein targeting to membrane; post-translational protein targeting to endoplasmic reticulum membrane. Lineage: Eukaryota; Fungi; Ascomycota; Sordariomycetes; Sordariales; Chaetomiaceae. Bases 155 to 2272 code for a protein of 705 amino acids.
GUUGGUUCUUGAGUUGGAUUGAGUUUCCCGUGCCGAUGCUUGACUCGGGGCACGCAUCUUCUGUCUAAGUGUCUUUUGUAGUUGGCGAGUUCCCCUUUAACCCUGAGGAACAGGCUGGGGUCGAGUCCGAGUUCGGGUCUAGCGAGCGCCGGCCAUGAGCACUGACUACACCUACGACGAGGAGGGCUACCUCUGGCCCUUCUUCGUCUUCACGCUCACCCUGAUCAUUACCGUCCCCCUCACAUUCCUCCUCGUCAAGCGGUCGCGAGACCCGGCCGCUUCGUUUCCGCGAAUCCAAAGCAACUUCAAACAUGCCCAUUCGGAGACGAUCGACUCCUUGCGCAGGCGGGAGAAGCGCAAAGACAGGAAACUGUGGCUGAUCACUGCCGUCGUCGCGGGGUGGGCCAUCAUGGGCUACAUGCUCUACCUCAUUCAGACGACCGAGGCGCCCACGCAACAGCUCUGGAACCCCUACGACAUCCUGGGCAUCUCCGAGUCGGCGACUGAGAAGCAGAUCAAGAGCACAUACAAGAAGCUCUCGCUCAAGCUGCACCCCGAUAAGGCGAGACCGGAUCCGUCCAAGAACGAGACGGUCGAAGAUCUGAACAGGCGCUAUGUCGAGAUCUCCAAGGCGUACCAAGCACUGACGGACGAAGAGGUUCGCAACAACUACAUCCAGUACGGCAACCCGGAUGGAAAGCAGGGGUUCAGCAUCAACAUUGCGCUGCCUAAGGUCAUCGUUUCGGACGGCAAUGGCAAGUACGUCGUGCUGGUCUACUCGAUGCUCUUCGGCGUCCUGCUGCCCUACCUCGUUGGGUCUUGGUGGUACGGUACGCUCCGGCGUUCCAAGGAGGGCGUCCUCAUGGAGAGCGCAAACAGGCUGUUCCGCGAGUACAAGGAUAACAUUGACGAGGGCGGCGUCGUCACUGCGCUCAGUACCGGGAAGGAGUUCGAGGAGCUCUUUAAGGGAGACAAGGCGGACUCGGGCCUGUCCAAGGUGGAAUCCAGAAUCCUCGCCGAGGGCGAGCUCACUCCUCUGGCCGGCGGUCUCUCUGUGAAAGACCGGGAGAAGCUGGAGGGUCUGGAAAGCGGCCCGCAACGAAAGGCGCUGGCGCUGCUGUGGGCUUACCUCGGCCGGGUCGAGCUGGACGAUGCCGAGUUGAACAAGGCAAAGUUUGCGGUCGCCCCGAUUGCGCACUCCCUCACCAAGUCCCUUACCGCCAUCUCGCUCGCCUACAUGAACACGGGACCGCUUCUCGCCUCGUACUACGCCAGCCAACUCCUGAUCCAAGCGCUUCCUCCCAAGUCGUCGCCGCUCCUCCAGCUGCCCUACUUCACGGCCGCCGUCGUCAAGGCUGUCGAGGGCGACUCGCGGAUCCACGCCAGCGUGCAAGACUUCAUGGACAGGCCAGAGGCCAAGCGGCGCAGCCUUGUCGUUGGCAAGGGCCUCCUCACAGAAGAGCAAUACCGCGAGGCCGUCAGCGUGGCCAAGCAGCUCCCUUAUCUCCGCGUCGCCAAGGCCUUCUUUAAGGUGACCGGCGAGCGCUUCAUCAUCCCCUCGUCUCUCGUCACGCUCGUCGUCAAGGGCCGCUUCGUGCCGCCCGGCUGCGAGAAGGUGCCCGAGAUCAACCCGGCCGACCUGGAAGACAUCGACCCGGCCGAGGACGACCUCGAUGCCAUCCUCGGCCGCAAGACCAAGAAGCUGGUCGGCAAGGACGAGAAGACGGGCAAGCCAAUCGUCGAGUCGGCCGAGGCGGAGCUCAUCGCCGCGCCCCUCGCGGCAGCCCCCUACUUCGCGCGCGACCACUCCCCCAGGUGGCACGUCUUCCUGACGGACUCCAAGCAGGGGCGCGUUGCCGUCCCGCCGUUCACAUUUGCGCAGUUUGACCGCCCCAUCUUCGAGGCCGACGGCAAGACGCCGACCUUUGCCAUGCAGACGCUCAAGGCGCAGUUCCAGGCGCCGUCCCAGGCGGGGCACUAUACGUUCGUCAUGCAUGUCGUGUGCGACAGCUAUAUCGGGUUCGACACCAAGAUGGAGGUGACGCUCAUUGUGGAGGAGGCGAGCAAGGCUGCCGAGAUGGAGGUCGAGGAUGAGAUUAGUGAGCCGGACGAGGACUCCAUUGCGGGCAUUAUGCAUGCUGCCAAGGGCGGCCAGCCGAAGAGGAGGAAACCGGCGGCGGCGGAGGACGACGACUCGGACGAGGAGAGCGGCACAGACGAUGAUGCCGAUGAUACCAGCGAGACAAACACGGAUACUGAGCCGGAGAACUAGACUGGGAAUUGGGUUUACUUGAUCGAUAAUUGUUGUACUCAAUCAGGUAGUGUACAUACGGCGUUAUGAUCGUGGAGUGUUGUAUACCUUCCCUUA